Hemibagrus wyckioides is the source of this 5157-nucleotide messenger RNA. RefSeq names its product BCL2 modifying factor 1 (gene bmf1). The transcript is spliced from 4 exons. Lineage: Eukaryota; Metazoa; Chordata; Actinopteri; Siluriformes; Bagridae. The record is from RefSeq and is a predicted model, not a curated record. Bases 182 to 622 code for a protein of 146 amino acids. Gene Ontology annotation, cellular component: myosin complex. Gene Ontology annotation, biological process: negative regulation of autophagy; positive regulation of apoptotic process; apoptotic process.
GGACAGCAGAAUGAAAGUUGUAGAGAAGGAAAGAGGAGCGUACUGACCUGAUUUUACUCUGAUCUGAUCCUGUCUGCUCCACAGCACCGGUCAAUCUCAGCCGCCUGCUCUUUCAGACUCAGAAACACCACGGAUCUGAACACACACCGAGUCGAGGUGGAGAGUGUGCAAGAUCCUGCUCAUGGAUGAGGAUGAGGAUGAUGUGUUUGGGCCUGUCUCACAGUGCUGGCCUUCCUCCAACAGGGAAGACCACAGCACGCAGACCCCAGGGAGCUCCACGACACGGCUAAAUGGCAUGCUGCCUUGCGGUGUGGCCGAGGAGCCCAGACGCCUUUUCUACGGUAGUGCAGGAUUGCUAUUGCUGACGCCCUCUGCUCGUUCUGACCACGUCGAAGGCGCCAUGUUUCCUGAGAAUCAGCCUCACCGGCGGCCCGUGCACAGCGUGGAGGCUCAGAUCGGCCAGAAACUCCAGAUGAUUGGAGACCAGUUCUAUCAAGAGCACAUGCUGCAACACCGAAACCAAAGGAACCAGUGGCCGUUUUGGUUGCGCCUGGCCUCAGCCUUGUACGCUCUCCUGUUCGAUGGCGAGCCAGCAGUUAGGAGACCGGAGGAUCGCAGGUGAGAUGGCCACCACGACAAGAUCGGCCGCAUCUGCUUAAUGGCACUGUUCGGCUUUCAACACGGGUUUUUAGGGGAGAAAGUGAGAGGGAAGACAAUCUCCGCUGGACGGGGACCUCCUUCUUCUCCCCCCUCAAGAAGAUGCCAUUGUGUUCAUGAGAUUAUUUUCAUAAAAGACUUUGAGGUAUUUUGUAAAAUAUUUUGUCUUUGAAUUUCGCUUGCACUUCCCUUUUUGUACAUUAGCAAACGUCCGUCCUGGGAAUGCCUUAUCAUCUCCAGCCACUACAGAAAGACUGAAUGUGGACUGAAGAAGAGAAGGUGGUUUUCUUUUCUUUUCCCCCAAAACCUUCCAGGACACCAAUCAGCCUGACUAAUCUCCAAAGAGUUUUGCACCUCAGUAUUUCUGCUUCUGUAGCCUUUUAUAAUUGUUAGGAUUUUUUUUUUGUUACUAUUUUCCCCUCCACAGCAGUGAGCACGAUUCGGAAGUAGACAGGCCUCUACUACUUGAAUUUGGUGUGUCUUGUUGAUGAACUUGUCAAUAAUCAGCAAGCGAAGUCGCCAAAUGGUUAAGAUGCCUAGAGGGAACAGGUGUCAUCAUCUCCAUUUAAGCCUGAAGAACAAGAAUGCAGUGCCUAUUAUGAUAAAAACAUUUUUUUUUUUAAAAAAAACUCAAACCACCUUCCUUAAAUAUUCAUUGAAAGUUUCAGAAACCCUAAUUGUUUAUAUGCCUUUUUUCACUGUCAAAAGAAAUUCACUGUGGGUAUUAACACCAAAAAAACCUCAGUACUGAUUCUCACCACAUGUGUUCAGGUUGAUGUAAAAAAAAAAAAAAAAAAAAACAUCGCUGAUUUUCUACUGAACGUUUUACAUACCACUGGUCCUCUUGUUUGGCUGUUGAACAUCAUUGUGGCCACUCGUUUUCUCAGCCACAGAGCAAUACUGUGUCUGUGAAAUGACUGCAUUUCUACUCUCAGGAUACUCGCGUGUUUAUAUCCAACAGAAUUUCAAGUUGUAUUUGUGCUUUUUAUACCUGAUGUAUGUUUCAUUGGAUUACAUGUUUUUCUUUUGUUUAGGUUUUUUUUAAUAACCACUAAUUUUUUUUUGGCUAUUUUAGAUAAGGACCUUCUUCUGUAAAAUGUUAGUAAGACUGUAACUGCCUUUGAAGACACUGAUUGAUUCUUAAUGCUGUUUUUUGCUUGUAGAGCUUUUUUUUUAUUUUUUAUUUUAGUUUAAUUUUUUUUUUAAGGAGUGACGUAUAUUUUUUGAGACUCAUUUUUUUCCAAUUUCCAACCGUAACUGUUUGUAUACACAUGAACAAUGCAGAUACUUUUUAUACCAGAAAGUGAAGGUUAGUGUUGGAUGAAAGACAUAGGAUUGUUUCAUUUUAGAACAUUUAAAGAAAAGCUUUAAGAUUGAAACUCUGAUAAGUGGUCUAUAUUAAAAUCUAGUCUAGAAUUUGCCUUAUUGAUUUGCAUAUGGAAUAGGUUCACAAAAAAUAUUGGCUUAACUGUAUUAACUGUGGUCCUAUGAUUACACAGGUACACAGGCAUGGUACAAAAUGUCUCAAGUUCUCAUCACUGGACAGUGUUGCCAGUUGUCUGUGUAUGUCUGUGUGUGUGUGUGUGUGUGUGUGUGUGUGUUUCAUAUGUCAGUGAGUGAGUGAGUCAGUGAGUGUGGGGCACAGGCUACUUUUCAAGCAUGGUGAAUGUCCAAAGAAAUGCUGACCGUUUGUUUCCUGCAGAUCGUGAACGCUGAGCCAGUGACUGUAGCCCUCACAACUCAGUAGCUACCUUUCUCACUUUACCUAGUCUCCAUCCAUAUACGUUCACUCCUGAACCUUUUUGGUAUGCUGAUUUUCUUUCUUUGAUUUGUAAUUUAUAUUUUUUGUCCUUUUUAUUUAUUUCUUUGUAUAUUGAUUCAUUGCUACUGUAUAGGUUGUGUGCAAUUUCCUUUCUGUGUGUUUCUUGCCACUUUUGUUUUGGUCUUGGAUGUCUUUUUGUUUUCUACUUCCUCACCCUGUGGAUUAAGGAGGUGAGAGGUUAGUCAUUUUUGGAUCUUGUUUCAUGGUGAAAAUCCUGAAUUACUUUUAACAGGUUAUUAAAAGUGAACCAAGAGAAGUCCGUAGAUAAAUUACAAUCAGUGUAGUUCUGCACAACUGUAUAGUGCAGAUUGGCUUGAUUAUGUUAUGAUCUAUGAAGGGAGAUGGAUUUUUUUUAGUCCAGUCAUUGUUUUGAAGGACUCUGUUGUCCUCAAGUUUCCUCUGAAGAACAUGAACAGUAAUGACAAAAAUAGGAAGGAAAUGUAACAUUAUUGAAUCUAUUGACUGAAGAAAUCCAGCAGCAGUGAAGGAUUGUGAAGUUACUAAAUCCAGAUGGAUGACAAAUUAAAGGUAAAAAAAAAAAGUUUGUUAUGCUCUGGGGGCAUUUUGCUGGCCACUUGUCCCUUAGGUGGAAAGAUACAGCGACCAGCCAUGACAUUAAAACCACCUGCUUAAUAUUGUGUAGGUUCCUUUUGUGCUGCCAAAACAGCUCUGACCCAUUGAGGCCUGGACUCCACAACAGCUUUGAAGGUGGGCUCUUGUAUCUGGCACCAAGACUUUAGCAGCAGAUCCUUAAGUUAAGUGGGGCCUCCAUGGAUCUGACUGGUUCAUCCAGCAUAUCCCACAGAUACUUAUUUGGAUUGAGAGCUGGGGAAUUUGGAAGCUAAUUGAACACCUAGAACUUUUUUAUCUUGUUACUGAACAAUUUUUUGCAGUGUGGCAGGGUGCAUUAUCAUGCUGAAAGAGGACACAGCCAUAAUAUUGUUUAUUUGGACGGUACAUGGUGGUACCAUUGUGGGUGCUUUCGGUGGUGGACAGGGAUCAGCCUGGACACUCUGACCGGACAACCACAUACACACUAAGCUGUGAUGCACAUUGUUUUCUAACACCUUUCUACUACAACCAGCAGUACAUUUUUUUUUUAGCAAUUUGUGCUAUAGUAGCUCUUCUGUGGGCUCAGACUAGACAGCUCCCCACAUGCUUCAGUGAACCUUGACCCUGUCACUGGUUCACCGGUUUUAUUUCCUUGGAACACUUUUGGUCGGUACUAACCACAGCAUACUGGGAACACCCCACACGACCCCACUCCUUCCUUACGCUUGCCCAUUUUUUUAAAUUGACUGUUCACUUGCUGUCUAAUCUAUCCCACCCCAUUGUAAUGAGAUAAUCAGUGUUAUUCACAUCACCUGUCAGUGGUUUUAAUGUCAUGGCAUGGGUAUAUCUAUAUUGAAAAUAAAAAUAAAGCGCAUUGAUGCUGUUUUGGUGGCUUGUGAUGACCUUUAAAUUGUCAUCUGUCUUCCUUAUUGCAGUAAAUAUCAUUUAAACAUAUAUUCUUAGAAUCCUUUGAAACAUUACAUAUACUGUACAUUAACCUGAUUAUUAGGCAGAAAAGUCCCUGAAGAAAGUCCCUGCUUUGCCCAUAAUACAACAGUGAAUGAAAGCUUGUGGUCACUGUUCUCAUUGACCUCAUUGUCAUGAUGCUCACUGUCUCCUACCAGGUUUUAAAUGUUUAAUAUGAUAUUACAUCUGUAAAUAUAUAAUGACGAAAACAGGGUAGGAAAGAUUGAUCAAGACACUGGGCCAUGUUAAUGAGUUAGCUCUCUAUCUUCACUGUAUCCACUAUUUUCACAUGCACUGGAAAAUAUUUUGUAAUAUUUUUGUCCAUUUCUAUUUUAUUUUCUUCUCCUCCCUCCUUUACCUUCAGUAAUCCAGUGUUCUACAAGUUGUCUCCCCUGGCAUUCUCUUAAUAUACAGUACUUCAGGUGACCGGCAACAAGUAACAACAUGGAUUUGGCCUUUCACUCAAAGGAUUGCAAGCACACCAUGGUGCCCAGUAUUAGUUUGAUGAAGUGGUUUGUACAGAGGAAGAUCGAGGAGCUGAGGUCUUGCCACCAAUUUCAGCUGUUUUGAGACACACAAUGUUUAAGAGAAUCUAGACCAGACCUGUCUCUGACAGAAUCCACCAGUAACAUAAAAAGUAUUUUAAUCUCCAAAAUUUUGGUUUCUAAUUACCAAAAUUAGGUGUACUGAUGUUUGAGGUAUUAUACUUUCUUAUGGGUUUAUCUAAUUUUGUUUUAAAAGAAACCACAGCAUAAAUAUUUUUAUCAAUUGGAAUUUGCAAUGAACUACACUGUUUUAUUCUAAUUGCCAGAAAGCUGUUGUUAAUGCAGUUAUUGUAAAGUUUUACGAUUAUAGAGAUGCCUAAAAGCCUUUUAGUUCAAAGGUAAAAACAAAAAAGUCUUGUGGCUCACAAUUCUCUGUAUACCAAGAAAUGAGACCCAGCAAAAAUGUAGCAUUUGUUGUAAACAUUGAACUGUGUGUCUUCGAGACUGUACUGUGCACUCUGGAACUUGUUGUUUUCUUAUGUUUUGAUACAGUAUAGAAGUUUUAGACAAUGUUAUAUAGUGCAAUAUGCUGUAUAUAAGAGCUUUGCUCUACAGAAAUGAUUUCUUGACUUUUUUUCCAUUGGUACAUUUUUUCAUUAAAUUGUAUUAAAGCCU